CGGCUAGUCAGAACAAGCCGUGUGCGAGUGUCAACAGCGCCUUCCCUGGAUAUCUAACGCAGCAUAGGCCCACUCGGAACUUGCAUCGAAUCCUCCGCAAGGCGACCACAACACCUCCAAUGUAACGUACUCCCGGCCUUCUGAUUGGCCAAGCUCGCAUAAGUCGCGCUAUGGUAUGAACUGUGGGGCCAAGAGCAAGGAUACUCGUAAGACACACUAGGGGACUGUCCGUCAUUUGAGAGCGGACUACAAGUACCGUCCGUAAGACUGCUGUUGUUGCAUACGCAAGCUGUUGCCCUCUCCUGUAAAAGUGCGGCAAGAUGACGCCGACCAUGCCGUCCCUACAACUUCCACCCCUCUUCGCCGCCCUCCAACUCCCCCUCCUACUUACAACCAACAUUCUCGCCCUCACCAUUGGGCCCCAGCACCGUCUUCUCCAACUUGCCUUCAGCCUGCCCAUCUGGACCGUUCUCGCAAGUCAGUCGCUGUACAGAGAUUACUCGGGAGCAUGGGGUAUGCAUUAUGCGGUUAAUUGUGGCGUUAUGAGUUUGGCGGCGACGUAUGUGGAUUGGGUGGUGUUGAUGAGUCCGGAUCGGGAGGGGUGGGUCAAGUUGAGCUCCCGGAUCGGCACAGUGAAAGGGUAUGCAGAUGGUGCUGAAGCGGCAAAGAACAGCGAGAGUGUUGUGAGUGAUGGGCUUCCGAAGGAUGACGGUGGUGUCGUCAAGAGCAAUGGGGGUUUGAAGGGCAAAUCAGCUGUGGUUGACGAGAACACGGCGGAGAGAACAGCACCAAUAGGGCUCCGGAGCAGACUAUGGUGGGCGAUCCGACUCGCAUGCACGUACCGGUACACAGGCUGGUCAUGCGAAGUCAAGAAUGUGCCCGUUGAAGUCGAUGCUGGGUAUCCGCGCUGGCGUUUCCUCCUCCGCAAGACACUCCGAGCAGCACUCUUCUAUCUCGCCAAAGACGCCAUAUUCGCCUACACCGCCUCAUCACCGCACGGGAGCUGGGCUGACAUCGCUUCUAUCAAGCCCGCGCACAGCUACACAAACUACCCCUUCUGGCACCGUUUCUGGUUCUCCUCGGCACACAUCGUGCUCACGUACGUGUCGCUGGAACUGUACAACACCGUAGCCGGGGUCGUAAGUGUAGCGCUAGGAUUGGCGAAGCCGAGUGAGUGCCCAAGUGCAUUUGGCGAUUUGAGGGGUUUGUGGAGCGUCAGGAGGGCGUGGUCGAAUGUGUGGCAUCAGCAGUGCCGGCGAAUUUGCUCCGCGCCAGGUGUGUUGAUCGUGAGGGACGUCCUGCAUUUGCGCAAGGGAUCUUUCGCAUCGAGGUAUCUGCAGUUGUUCAUUGGGUUUGGCAUCUCGGGUCUCGUGCAUGGUGGUGCUUCGAUGCUCUACCAUAGGUCAUUCAACGAUGAUGGGGCGAUGAAGGUCUUCCUUUUGCAAGCUGCCAUCAUCUCUGUUGAGGACCAUCUGAUCGACCUUGGUAAGCGCAUUGGAUUCAAAGACUCGCUGUUCUGGCGUCUCGUGGGUCUCGUCUGGACGGUCCUUGCUGUUGGUGCGAGUAUGGAGAGCUGGACGGGCUUGCUGUUGGAGCAUGGUCUUUGGGUACACAACCGGGAGUCGGACUGGUUUGGCAUUGGACCGAAGAUGUGAGGUAUGACUACGAGGUACCCUAGAGGAGCCUCCUCAGGAGUCUGAAUGCUACACCCCAGCUUCACAUAGCUGUUCCUGUAUGAGAUUCACAUCUCCUGAUGGGAUGCCCCAAGGAGGUUCCAGAAUCUCAAUCAUAACUGAUCAUCGAUGGCCAUGCUCUAUCGUCCGAGUUUGCUCGCGCGAACGUGCACCUCAAUGCUCGAGUCAACAAAGGAACAUUCAUUCCUGGAAACAGUACUCCUGAUCAUGCCUCCAAAGGUACUGUGAGCUAUGACGCAUAGCCAAUGUACGUCGAG
Molecule: messenger RNA, 1951 nt
Organism: Macroventuria anomochaeta
Lineage: Eukaryota; Fungi; Ascomycota; Dothideomycetes; Pleosporales; Didymellaceae
Exons: 3
Coding region: 321-1655 (444 amino acids)
Source: RefSeq, a predicted model, not a curated record